Messenger RNA from Brassica rapa (field mustard), 1196 nucleotides. Its product is annotated as LOB domain-containing protein 18. Gene Ontology annotation, cellular component: nucleus. The record is from RefSeq and is a predicted model, not a curated record. Lineage: Eukaryota; Viridiplantae; Streptophyta; Magnoliopsida; Brassicales; Brassicaceae. Gene Ontology annotation, biological process: positive regulation of DNA-templated transcription; hormone-mediated signaling pathway.
AGAUAAAGAAGAGAGAGAGACAGAGAUCGUUCUUUUUUUUUGUUAGCUUUGUCGUCGCGUGGCUUUAAAGGCUUUCUUCUCUAUACUCUCUUCUUUACCAAACCCUAAUCUCAUUUCUUCACCUCCUCUUCUCAAAACUUCCUAUCUUCUUCAAGAAAAACACAAAAUUUUCUCAAUAAUUCAAAAACCCUAAAAUCAAGACAGAGAAAACAACUCCUUAAUCAUAGGGUUGUCAUGAGCGGCGGUGGGAACACAAUCCCCUCCGUGGGAGGUGCUGGUUGUGGUGGUGGUGGAGGAAGUAGUAGCGGUGGAGGAGGAAGUAGUGGCGGUGGUGGUGGGCCAUGUGGUGCUUGUAAGUUUUUAAGGAGAAAGUGUGUUCCGGGUUGCAUAUUCGCACCAUACUUCGACUCGGAGCAAGGCUCGGCUUAUUUUGCGGCAGUGCAUAAAGUUUUCGGGGCAAGCAACGUCUCAAAGCUUCUCUUACACAUACCGGUUCAUCGACGGGCCGAUGCAGUUGUAACCAUUUGCUAUGAAGCUCAGGCUCGGAUACGGGAUCCUAUCUAUGGUUGCGUUGCUCACAUAUUUGCUCUUCAGCAACAGGUGGUGAAUCUACAGGCAGAAGUUUCUUACUUACAAUCCCAUUUGGCAUCCCUAGAGCUACCUCAGCCGCAAACGCGACCACCACCCAUAACGCAACCACAACCGCUCUUCUUCACUCCGCCUCCGCCUCUUUCCAUAACAGAUUUGCCCGCAUCAGUCUCACCAUACGAUUUAGCCACUAUAGUCGAUCCACCGACGUCGUGGGCUACACAACAACGAAGAUUUGUUGAUCCACGUAACCAAUACGGUGGAUCAUCAUCGUCUUCUUCCGCUGCCGUGGGGCUCGGUGGUGGAAACAGUGACCUUCAAGCAUUAGCACAUGAGCUCCUACAUAGACAAGGAUCUCCUCCACCUGCAGCUACCGACGGCUCGCCGUCUCGGUCAAUGUCUAGAUGAGUUUGGCUUUGAUCAAUAUAUCUGCUCUUUGUUAUUAGGAAAAUUAAAUUACUACUCAAUAAAUUUAAUUUUCUCUGAAUAUUAUAAGGACCUAUUGAUUAUAAUUUUCUGACAUUUACCUAUAAUACUGUAUUUCCUUUUUUCUCCAGUGAGUAAUUCUUAUGUUCCCUUGAUUCUAAUAUAUACUCAUGCAUGUAAUA